AUGCUUCUGAGCCUACGAAGAUCACUAGCUCAUAAAGUAUUACCCGUGAGCCUCCCGCGCUCAGCAUGGUGUAAUUAUCAACUCAGCCGAAACACCUUCUCCACAUCAUGUGCGGUUCUCGCCAAAAAGAAAACUAAGAAGAUUUCUGCCCCUAAGUCCAAAUCCAUCUCAAUCUCUCUGUUCAUAUCCGUUGCCAACCUUGCCAAUCAAUUAGGAGUACGAUACAACCAGCUUUCCAAGUCACUUGCCACUCUUGGGUUUGAUGAUGAUCAGCUUGGACAUGAUUAUAUCUUGGAUCAUGAGACCGCAGCCCUUGUGGCCGAGGAAUUUGGAUUCACCAUUAUCAACGACUCAAUAGAAAAAAUGGAUGAGAAAUAUGAUGUUCAACCAGCUCCUCCGUGUGAAGAUCUUGCGAAAUUGAAGCCUAGGCCUCCGAUUGUUACCAUCAUGGGCCACGUUGAUCACGGUAAAACAACAAUUUUGGAUUUUCUUCGGAAAUCAUCGAUUGUGAAGGGCGAGUUUGGAGGAAUCACUCAACAUAUCGGGGCCUUUAGUGUAACCACCCCGGUAUCCAAGAAAAACAUCACAUUUUUGGAUACUCCUGGGCAUGCUGCUUUUUUGAAAAUGCGUGAACGUGGUGCUAGCGUGACAGAUAUUGUGAUCCUUGUAAUUGCUGCCGAUGAUUCAGUGAAACCUCAAACCAUCGAGGCCAUCAAACAUUGCCAGAAAUCCAAUGCUAACGUGGUUCUUGCUAUCAAUAAAUGUGACAAACCUGAUGCUAAACCCGACAAAGUUUUGCAAGAUUUGACCCAACAUGGAAUCUUUGCCGAAAACUAUGGUGGGGAUAUUCAAGCGGUCAGAGUUUCGGGGCUUUCUGGAUUAAAUAUGGACAAAUUGGAAGAAGAAGUGGUUGCUUUGGCUGAAGUGUUAGAUUUGAAAGCAGAAUUCAAUGGGGUACCAGUAGAAGGACAUGUCAUUGAAUCACAAGUUAAAAAAGGUGCUGGGAAUGUCGCCACAGUUUUGGUAACAAGAGGCUCUCUUAAGAACGGUUCUAUUGUUGUUGCUGGACAAACUUGGGGUAGAGUUAAAUCUUUGAAAAAUGAAUUCAACAAGACCGUCAAAGUUGCCACCCCAUCGAUGCCAGUGGAGGUUUAUGGAUGGAAACAAUUACCAGAAGCCGGUGAUCUUGUUAUCGAAGUUCCAACUGAGGCGAAGGCAAAAUCUGUUAUUGAUUAUCGUAUAGAAAGAAGUAGAAUCCAGCAACAAUUGAAGGAACUAGAUAAUAUCAACAAGCAAAGAAUCUUACAGAAGCAGGAACUGGAAAGGGAAGAGAAAAUGAAAGAAUUGCUUAAAUUUGGGCUAAGCCCAGAAGAUCUUAGAAAGAAGGAAAUUGAAUUAUUUGGUGAUAAAGAAGAUGUCAGUGAUGGCCCAAUUCAGGUUCCGUUCAUUGUCAAGGCUGAUGUCAGUGGUUCGUCUGAAGCCAUUCAAGAAAGUAUUUCUCAAAUAGGUAAUGAGGAAGUCAUGCCAGAAGUUCUCUACGAAGAAGUUGGUAGUCCAACCGAUUCUGAUUUGGAUCGUGCUGAAUCUGCAGGCGCCUCAGUUAUUUGUUUCAACGUUAAGGUUCCAAAAGAUGUUGCGCUAAAGGCACAAAAUCGUAAUAUUCCAAUUUAUGAAUUCACAGUGAUUUACCAUUUGAUCGAAGAAGUUACAAGCAUUUUGUCAUCCAAAUUGAAACCAAUCAUUGAAACCAAUAUUUUGGGUGAAGCCGAAGUUAAGGCAGUGUUUAGUAUCACCAACCCCAAAAACAAAAAGCAGUUCAAAAUUGCGGGUAGUAAGAUCACCAGUGGAACGAUUGAAAGAAAGAAUAGUGUUGUGGUUAAGCGUGACGGAUUAGUCGUGUUCAAGGGCCUGUUGAAUGCGAUCAAAAGUGGUAAAGAUGAUGCUUCAAGUAUGAGAAAGGGUAGCGAAUGUGGUAUUCAUUUCAAGAAUUGGGAGGAUUUCCAAGAAGGUGAUACUAUUGAAGCUUAUGAAGAGGUUGAAGUACCAAGAUACUUGUGA
Molecule: messenger RNA, 2058 nt
Organism: Saccharomycopsis crataegensis
Lineage: Eukaryota; Fungi; Ascomycota; Saccharomycetes; Ascoideales; Saccharomycopsidaceae
Gene: IFM1
Product: translation initiation factor 2
Exons: 1
Coding region: 1-2058 (685 amino acids)
Biological process (GO): translational initiation
Cellular component (GO): cytoplasm
Molecular function (GO): GTPase activity; translation initiation factor activity; GTP binding
Source: RefSeq, a predicted model, not a curated record